Messenger RNA from Nanorana parkeri, 1050 nucleotides. RefSeq names its product ribosome binding factor A (putative) (gene RBFA). Gene Ontology annotation, biological process: rRNA processing. The coding region runs from base 1 to 1050 and encodes 349 amino acids. The transcript is spliced from 7 exons. Lineage: Eukaryota; Metazoa; Chordata; Amphibia; Anura; Dicroglossidae. The record is from RefSeq and is a predicted model, not a curated record.
AUGGCGACGUGCAGUGUGAUUCUUCCUCGUUUUCGUGGGAUUGUGGUUUGGAGGGAAUUCCCGUGUUGUGUGAGGGUGCUGUGCCUUGACCCCCGUGCCCUCUGCAUGCCCUUACCGGCUCCCGGUCACUGCAGAUCCGUACACUUAUCGCCGGGACUCUCCGGGAAGAGCUAUCUGCAUAAGUUCUCUUCUAAAAACAAAAAAAAACAUUGGCAUGACAGCACCUGGCAGUUUCCUGUGGAAAACAAGCCGCCUGGUCUACUGGCCUUGAUAAAACAGCAGAGGGCAGAAAAGGCUGAAAAUAAUCCCCGUAUUAAGGCUCUGAAUGGGAUCUUGUAUGAUGCAAUAACCAGCCUGCUGAGGACAUCAGAAGUCAGUGAGGAGGUUUAUGACUUUUGUAUUGAACUAUCAAAGGUAUCUGUAUCUGGAGACUUUUCAGUGUGUCGAGCUUACUGGUUAAGCAGCGGCAACAAAGACACUGAUGAUGAAAUUGACAAAGUACUUCAGACGUCUGCUCCACGGUUUAGGCACCUCAUGAUAAGCCAUCAUGUUCUUGGAAAUGUUCCACCAGUUGUGUUUGUGAGAGACAAAGAAGAUGCCAAGAGGCGACAGGUUGAGGAUCUCUUCGCAGUUUUACAAUCUGAAGAGGAUAAAGUCUCAUCAGUCGAAACUGAUGUAUCCAGGAAUCUGGAUACAGAAUCUCUUAAAGAAGCUACUGUGAUUCAGCUACCGAGUAUCUUUGGUAUUGACCAUGCAGAGCUCAACCAACAAAUUUUGGCUUACAAGAAAAAAAUGAAAGCCAUAGAUGUUGUAACUGACAGCAAUGAACAUUCUCAGCGACAGAAAGAACAACUUGCAGCAAUUAAGAAACAGAGUUUACUAAGGAAAAAAAUGAAAACGCAGAAAUGGUCUGCGAAUGACAUCAGCCCACAGGAUUAUUUGUUGGUCAGUGCCAUGGACUCUGAUAGACAAGAGGAGUUGGACUUUGAACUACAUGAGGACCUGGUGGAGUGGGAUGAAGAGGAGGAAACAAAUGGUGGCAGCACUUAA